UUAUAUUUUAUUACUGACGCGUGUCGUUGCAAACGGUGUGCGUGUUGAACAUGCACAUAGUCCAUGCUCCAGCUGCCCUCACUGCGACAGAAUUACCUCCUUCCUAUAUACAACCAGAACCGGUAGAAAGAGCAAGAAAAUACUACUGCGUCGACAAAGAGAGAGCGAUGCCGACCAACGGGAACGAUGGCUUGAAGAACAAAUACGGUGGCGUUGAUGAGUCGAAGAGGCCGGCAUCCGGCUCCGGCGAGGUGCUCCACCAGCGCCGGCGCCUGCCGCAGAGCCCUGCGGUGAUGGCUGUCGGUGGCUUCGCCCUCAUCGCCAGCAUUGCGUAUUUUACGCUCUACGCAAAGCCGAAGAAAGGUACCAGUCCUAACCAGAUUGCUGCGGCUGUCGCCGGCGACGAACCCCCCCGUAAAUGAACCUCCGGUUCUCCUUGUCGUUCUUUCUUAGAUUUUUUUUCCUUUGAAUUGUGUUACGGAGUAAUAGAAAUAUGGAGUAAGGAAGAUCUGAUCUUCUAUAUGUGAUUAGC
Dendrobium catenatum is the source of this 532-nucleotide messenger RNA. RefSeq lists its product as uncharacterized. The transcript has a single exon. Lineage: Eukaryota; Viridiplantae; Streptophyta; Magnoliopsida; Asparagales; Orchidaceae. The coding region runs from base 51 to 422 and encodes 123 amino acids. The record is from RefSeq and is a predicted model, not a curated record.